Molecule: messenger RNA, 3525 nt
Organism: Neodiprion fabricii
Lineage: Eukaryota; Metazoa; Arthropoda; Insecta; Hymenoptera; Diprionidae
Gene: Agps
Product: alkyldihydroxyacetonephosphate synthase
Exons: 6
Coding region: 338-2287 (649 amino acids)
Biological process (GO): lipid biosynthetic process
Molecular function (GO): FAD binding; alkylglycerone-phosphate synthase activity
Source: RefSeq, a predicted model, not a curated record
UACAAUAAAUACGCGUGAAAAUCAUGGUAAUUGUGUGAAAAAUAAAGACAAUAUUACUAUAUUGCCGAUGAUAAUUGGGACAUCAAAUUUGCGCAAGGCUGAAAUGCGAGAGCGCGCUAUCGCGUUGCUAUAAUUCAUUGCUCGACGACAAGUUACAGUCAGUUGUUACAAUAGCGGGAAAGCUACGGCGAACCGUGAUUGGCCGCCGAUAGUAUGCAGCUGCACGAAGGACGAGGAGGAGCGGGGGGCGAGGUGUUAUCGAUUUAAAUUUGGUUUCUUGGAGAGCACGUCGAAUACACGACGUUGUGCAGCGUAGCGGCUCGGUUGUACAGUAAUCAUGUCGGCGCACGCUAGGUUAGGUAUUGCGCCAGAUAAUUGGUCAGAAGUGAGAAAAAUCGCUGAAUCGGAGGGUUGCGAGCGACGCGAAAUAGUUCCGAAUCGGACGGACGCCGGUCGGAACAAGCCGAUCAACAUUGAUCUUCCGACGGCGGUAAAAGGCACGAUACCGAAACAUAGGCAAAACCUGCUAAAAUGGAACGGAUGGGGAUACAAAGACUCACAGUUUCGUCUCAACGACAAACAGAUGUUGGAAUUCACUGGGACGAGGUACAACAUCGGAAAUCAGAUGUUACCAUACUUUACUGCUUGGGUCAAGGAUAUGUUCGACCUUGAUCUAUCCAGUCACAUUGCGCCCCAACCUCUGCCGCAAGUGUUUCCGGAUCCCGUUGUUACACCAGAGUUAAUCGACUGUCUGCAAAAAGAAAAUGUCGAGUACUCGACCGAUGGCGUCGACCGGCUUGUCAGAGCACAUGGACACACGCUACGCGAGAUAUUUUUACUGAGGGAAGGAACUUUUCCUCGUAUACCUGACGUAGUCGUUUGGCCAAAAUCACACGCAGAUGUAGAAAAAAUUGUCAAAAUCUGUGCAAAAUACCGGCUCGCCUGCAUCCCAUUUGGCGGUGGUACGAGCGUCAGCGGUGCUGCGAGUUGCCCAGAAUUCGAAACUCGCACGAUAGUUUCUCUGGACACUACGCAAAUGAAUAGGAUAUUAUGGAUCGACCGUGAGAAUUUACUAAUUUGUUGCGAGGCUGGCAUCAUCGGCCAAGACCUGGAACGUGAGCUAAGAAGUCACAAACUUACUGUUGGUCACGAACCUGAUUCGUAUGAAUUUUCAAGUUUGGGUGGUUGGGUUGCGACACGGGCGAGCGGUAUGAAGAAGAACAUCUACGGAAACAUCGAGAACUUGGUGGUGCGCCUCAGGAUGGUUACGGGGAGAGUAAACGACGGUGAAGAAAGCGAGACGAUAACACUCGAAAAGGGCGCUCAAGUGCCGCGAUCUUCCUGCGGACCGGACUUCGAUCAUAUGAUAUUGGGAAGCGAAGGCACGCUCGGCGUCGUUACGGAGGUUGUACUGAAAGUCAGACCUGUGCCAGCAGUUACUAAGUACGGAAGCGUCGUCUUUCCCGACUUCGAGAGUGGACUACGUGCGAUGCGGGAGGUGGCACGUCAACGAUGUCAACCAGCUAGUAUUCGCCUGAUGGAUAACGAACAGUUUCAAUUCGGCCAAGCACUGCGACCGGAGGCAAGUUGGGGCAGUCUAAUUUCUCAAGUAUUGAAACAAGCCUACGUGACACAGAUCAAGGGUUUCCAUUGGGACACGAUUUGCGUGGCGACGCUUCUGUUUGAAGGAGAGGCAAAGGAUAUUGCCCUGCAAGAGAAAAAAAUAUAUCAGAUCGCGAAAAAAUUUGAUGGGAUUCCAUCGGGUGAAACUAACGGCGAACGGGGUUACGUUUUGACUUUCGUCAUUGCGUACAUACGCGACAUAGGACUCGAGUUCAGUGUCGUGUCAGAGUCUUUUGAGACUUCCGUUGCGUGGGACCGCGCCUCGUCUUUGUGCCGUAAUGUAAAACGCCGAGUUAGUCAAGACUGCAAGGCCAUUGGUGUUAGUCAUUUUUUAAUCUCCUGCCGUAUCACGCAAACUUACGACGCCGGCUGUUGCAUAUACUUCUACAUGGCUUUCAACUAUCGUGGAUUGGCCAAUCCCGUUGAUGCCUACGAAAGAAUCGAACAUAACGCCCGCAAUGAGAUAUUGGCAAGCGGUGGAUCGCUCUCUCAUCAUCACGGCGUAGGAAAACUGCGCGCUUCUUUCUAUCCCAAAGCGGUUGGAAACGCUGGAGUUGCGCUAUAUCGCGCUACGAAAGAUCAUCUCGAUCCUCACAACAUUUUUGGCGCUGGAAAUAUAGAUCCUGAGUACAACCAUCGAACAACGGUUUUGUCUAAGUUGUGAACAAUGAACGGACUAUCAAUUAGUUUGAAACGGAUAUUACAGAAUUUUACCCGAGAUUCUUCGCUUCGCGAGUUCCCUUCUUCACCAUUCCUCAUUCGCAACAACAUUACACCUUCUACCCAAGCAUCCAUUGCUAGUAAGGUUUUACUUAACUGAAACAUCGCUGUGAGAAACGAAAAAAGGCUAUCUCUAUUAUUGCUAUUUUGUUUUUCUUACGAAUAAGCACUUUAAAUUGAUAUCUAUCAUGAUUUUCAAAAAAUACACAUAUAUGAAGGAGGUGUAUAGCAAAGAAUUCUCAGUACAGAAUGAUCCGAUGGACCAAAUAUCAAACAAGAUCUAAAAUUUAUUGAAUGUAUAUACGUAUAAGUGUGGUUAUUGGAGUACGUGAGAAUUUUUUUUCCUUCAAUGUUUGUUACAAAAAUAAUUGUCACUUUUUCUUUAGACAUUCUGGAGAGAAUCAUUUUUUCAAAAAAUCCAUGGCUAAAUUUAUAUACUCUCCCAAAAUUUCUAUGUUUUUCCAUUCAGACCAUUUUGCACUCAAAAAUUCAUAUUACAGUUUAAUCGCGUACCUAUGUAGUUCGUGAAGCGAAGCAUUGCAAUAUUAACUUCAAAUACGAUUCUUUUUUUCAAAUGUUCACCAAUGCAUGCUAAAAUAAUGUGCCAAUAGAAGGAUUCAAUGGAAUACAUUCAGUAUUUGAAAAAUAAUUUUUUUUUUUCAAAUAGACUGUUUUACAGACUCUGUCAUGGUUUUCUUUCUUAUCGUUGAACUAGAUGAUGAGUCAAAUAUACUCUCCAAAAGUCUUUAACCCCUAGUUAAAAUAUUUCUUCGGAAUUGAAAUUCAAUAAGAUGAAGUGUUGAGAAGAGAUAACUUUUUGAGUGCAAACUAUCAGACGACUCCUCAGUUUUGAUCUGGAAAUUGAGUAUUUAAGUUUAACAAGGUAAAACAAACUGCCGAUUGAGGUAAUGCGUAAUUGUUAUCCCAGUGAUAAAACUUCUGCGUUUGCUUGAUGUGUUUUACAUUACUUUUAAAUUAUUCCUUGUCCAAUAUUCACUAUUUUCCAAUUAUUGCAAGAAAUUUUGUUCUUCACCGUGCACCGAGCAGACCCAUCAUUUUAGAAUUUAGAGUAUAAAGAUUGUCGAUUAGCUGUAUUUUUGCAUACGUCUUCUUUUCACGGUUUAUAUGAACAAAGUAGGCGAGUCUCCUAUCGAUACUUUAAUAGUGUUAUUGUUUAUGUUG